Molecule: messenger RNA, 2530 nt
Organism: Cheilinus undulatus (humphead wrasse)
Lineage: Eukaryota; Metazoa; Chordata; Actinopteri; Labriformes; Labridae
Exons: 6
Coding region: 24-938 (304 amino acids)
Source: RefSeq, a predicted model, not a curated record
UUCUCCAUCAGAAUAAACUCAGGAUGAAGAUCCAACAGGUCAUCUUCUUGGUCUUGUUGUCAGCUCUGUGUCCUGUCACCGCCAAACUCAACAUCUACACUGGAGCUACAGGAGGAAAUGGGACGAUUCUUUGUGGUUUCACAGCGCAUGGUGACAAGAAGUUCUUCUGUAAGCACGACUGUAAAGGAGAGAAUAUUCUUGUUGAAACGCAUGGUGUCAUGGCUGCAAAUGGCAGAUACAGCAUCAGUUACACAGAGGUAUCCACAGCAGGAAGUAGCUCUGAGCAGAGCAAUUUGGCAGUGACCAUCACAAACCUGACGAAGUCUGACUCAGCACGCUACAGGUGUGGGAUCGAAGAGACCAACACUACACAGGUGUACGCAGAUUUUGAGGUCAGAGUUGUUGAUGAUCCGGUUCAUGGAAACAAUUGGUUUGCUCGUACCAACAUUGAAGGAGAAACCUUUGCACGCAGAUGCGGUAUUGAUCUAGGCCCUCAAGGGUGGAAGUUCCUCUGUAGAGACGACUGCACUAAAACAGAAGAUGUUAUCCUUGAAACCAUUAUUGCUGCGCAGAGCAGCCGAGUCAGCCUCCAUUAUAUAGACAAUUCAUUUCAUGGGCUGUUCUUGACGAUCUCAAACCUGACCAGGUCUGACACUGGAUGGUACAGGUGUGGAUACGGCAGAGCGCUGUCUCCACUUUUAUUCAACACCUUCCCUCUCAUCGUCAUCCCUGAUCCCAGUUCCACUGAGAGUCCCCCAGUGACAACAGAGGAGGCCUCUGCUGCUGAGAAGCAACGCAGCAACUGUCCAUCAGAUGCUCUGGUGUAUGUGGUUGCGGCUCUGGCCUUCAUCAUCAUCAUCUUGGGGCUGGCGCUGAUUCUCAUCUGUACUCAAGGAAAAUGGAGGUCCGGUCCAAUGAGUACCAUCCUCCUAUCCUAGGCUAUGAAGUGACCAUCUAUGAGAAUCUGGAUCUGGCCAAAAAGGACCAACGCUACCACAACCUGGGCUGAAAAUCACAGGGUGCUGCUGGGUCUAGUCCCGAAGAUAAUAAUUAAAUCCUAUUCAACCAUUUUACAAUAAAAAGACAUCAGACAACGUUUCAGUCAUCAGGAGAGGGAUUCAGUAAAAUCUAGAUCUUUGUUCAAUCAUAAUCCAGAUCUUUGUUUAAUCAUAAUCCAGAUCUUUGUUUAAUCAUAAUCCAGGUCUUUGUUUAAUCAUAAUCCAGAUCUUUGUUUAAUCAUAAUCCAGAUCUUUGUUUAAUCAUAAUCCAGAUCUUUGUUUAAUCAUAAUCCAGGUCUUUGUUUAAUCAUAAUCCAGAUCUUUGUUUAAUCAUAAUCCAGAUCUUUGUUUAAUCAUAAUCCAGGUCUUUGUUUAAUCAUAAUCCAGAUCUUUGUUUAAUCAUAAUCCAGGUCUUUGUUUAAUCAUAAUCCAGAUCUUUGUUUAAUCAUAAUCCAGGUCUUUGUUUAAUCAUAAUCCAGAUCUUUGUUUAAUCAUAAUCCAGAUCUUUGUUUAAUCUUAAUCCAGGUCUUUGUUUAAUCAUAAUCCAGAUCUUUGUUUAUUCAUAAUCCAGAUCUUUGUUCAAUCAUGGUUCAGAUCUUUGUUUAAUCAUGGUUCAGAUCUUUGUUUAAUCAGAAUCCAGAUCUUUGUUUAAUCAUAAUCCAGAUCUUUGUUUAAUCACAAUCCAGAUCUUUGUUUAUUCAUAAUCCAGAUCUUUGUUCAAUCAUGGUUCAGAUCUUUGUUUAAUCAUAAUCCAGAUCUUUGUUUAAUCAUAAUCCAGAUCUUUGUUUAAUCAUAAUCCAGAUCUUUGUUCAAUCAUGGUUCAGAUCUUUGUUUAAUCAGAAUCCAGAUCUUUGUUUAAUCAUAAUCCAGAUCUUUGUUCAAUCAUGGUUCAGAUCUUUGUUUAAUCACAAUCCAGAUCUUUGUUUAAUCAUAAUCCAGAUCUUUGUUUAAUCAUAAUCCAGGUCUUUUUUAAAUCAUAAUCCAGAUCUUUGUUUAAUCACAAUCCAGAUCUUUGUUUAUUCAUAAUCCAGAUCUUUGUUCAAUCAUGGUUCAGAUCUUUGUUUAAUCAGAAUCCAGAUCUUUGUUUAAUCACAAUCCAGAUCUUUGUUUAAUCAUAAUCCAGAUCUUUGUUUAAUCAUAAUCCAGGUCUUUUUUAAAUCAUAAUCCAGAUCUUUCUUCAGUCAUAAUCCAGAUCUUUUUUUAAUCAUAAUCCAGAUCUUUGUUCAGUCAUAAUCCAGAUCUUUGUUAAAUCAUAACCCAGAUCUUUGUUUAAUCAUAAUCCAGAUCUUUGUUUAAUCAUAAUCCAGAUCUUUUUUUAAUCAUAAUCCAGAUCUUUGUUCAGUCAUAAUCCAGAUCUUUGUUAAAUCAUAACCCAGAUCUUUGUUUAAUCAUAAUCCAGAUCUUUGUUUAAUCAUAAUCCAGAUCUUUUUUUAAUCAUAAUCCAGAUCUUUGUUAAAUCAUAACCCAGAUCUUUGUUUAAUCAUAAUCCAGAUCUUUGUUUAAUCAUAAUCCAGGUCUUUUUUUAAUCAUAA